Anopheles bellator is the source of this 1212-nucleotide messenger RNA. RefSeq lists its product as uncharacterized. The transcript has 10 exons. Bases 1 to 1212 code for a protein of 403 amino acids. NCBI's taxonomy places the organism in Eukaryota, Metazoa, Arthropoda, Insecta, Diptera, Culicidae. Gene Ontology annotation, molecular function: ligand-gated sodium channel activity. Gene Ontology annotation, cellular component: membrane. Gene Ontology annotation, biological process: sodium ion transmembrane transport. The record is from RefSeq and is a predicted model, not a curated record.
AUGACAUUCAUUCUAUUGUUCACGAUCGACACGUACGAGGAAACGGUCAGUGUAAAUCCCGAUACAUCCUAUCUUCACUGGAACAGUACUUUUCCGGCAAUUUCUAUUUGUUACGGCAAGGGACGAACGAAUCAGUUGACAAACUUUUUGAAGCAACAUUGGAUGAGUAGCAAUUUUACACCCUCCAAAAAUGCAGCAUACUUAUGGACAAAAGUGGCUCAGACGUACCUAUUCAUCAGUCCGAAUGCCAACAUUGACGAAGAUAAUAACAUAGUUUGUGAUGGAUUCAAUAGUACGUGCAAUUUAAAUUUGGAAGUUAUGAGGAAUGCGUUUUUUCCAACAGAUUGCAAGGAAGUAUUUAUUAGUGUUAAAUACAAAGGGAAGGCGUACGAUUGUGAUCAACUGUUCAAGUUUUCUCUCACCGAAAUGGGAAGCUGUUUUACCACAAACAGUAUCUACAAUCAUGGCUUUAAUUUCGAAACAUUACCGUUGAAGUUUAACUUUUGGACCAGGAAGAGAAGCUUAGAAUUUAGCUACAAAAAUCACGAUAGCAUCAAUUAUAUGAUGUAUAUUCAUAGCCCGGAGGAUUAUCCGAAUUUCGUUGAAUCUUUUUACACGCUCAGAAAAUCAGGUAUUGUUUCUCAGUUUAUGCUCCAGGUCACGGAAACGUACAACCUGCCAGAAGUAAAAAGCGAACCAAUUGAAAAGCGGAAGUGUAGAUUCCCCGAAGAAAUGCUUACACCAUCGAUGCCUUACAGUUUUUCGCAAUGCUUUCUUUACAACAGGAUUCAACUUGAACUACAAAUGUGUAACUGUACCAUACCGACUGCACCGAAGGAGUAUGAAAGAUUUUAUUGUGAUUUUCAAGGGCUUUUAUGCAUUAUAAAAGCAAACGUAAAACAGCUCACCAAAUACUCCCAUAUCGAUCACGAAGACUCCUUCUGCAUGCAAGCUUGUGAGUCGUUGGAAAUCAAACUGAUAGGUGAGACGUAUGAGACCACAAAGAGUUCCAGUGAACCAGGAAAGGUUAUUUUAGAAGUACUAAACACUCCUAUUUUCCGUUAUCAACGGCGUGUUGUACGGAAUCAACUAGAUUUCGUAGUUUCUAUAGGAGGUAUUGGAGGACUGUUUUUCGGUGUUUCGUUGAUAAGCGUUAUGGAGUUUGUGUAUUCUGUGUUUUUCAAACCAUUCUAUUUGAAAGUUCGAGUUUAG